This is a messenger RNA of Branchiostoma floridae (Florida lancelet), 6286 nucleotides long. RefSeq lists its product as uncharacterized. The transcript is spliced from 19 exons. Gene Ontology annotation, cellular component: cytoplasm; CD95 death-inducing signaling complex. The record is from RefSeq and is a predicted model, not a curated record. NCBI's taxonomy places the organism in Eukaryota, Metazoa, Chordata, Leptocardii, Amphioxiformes, Branchiostomatidae. Gene Ontology annotation, molecular function: caspase binding; death receptor binding. Gene Ontology annotation, biological process: positive regulation of extrinsic apoptotic signaling pathway; TRAIL-activated apoptotic signaling pathway. Bases 167 to 6286 code for a protein of 2039 amino acids.
UCACGUGUACAUCCGGGGACUUGCCUGUGACGUUUUCGAUAAUUCUUCAACAUUGUCGGUAGUGCUACAACUAAAAGUGCUUUGACUGUACCGUGGAACACGGCCAAUUUUCCUGCUUUGACGUUUCUUCCAAUAGGAUGCUGGCACUGAUAAUUGCUGUUUGACCAUGGCUAAGGACCGACGGGACAAUGAUUCUGAUGUUGAAAAGUACUUCCUCCACACUAAGAACCAGGUGAGUACAGACUGGAGGGAUCUGGCUCGGUGUCUCGGGUUUAAGACACCAAACAUAAACAACAUUGCCACCGAACAUGGGACCGACAAGGCUCGCUGUAUGGAACUAUUGCAGCAAUGGCACACCUUGAAGGGAAAUGCUGCAACCAUACAGGUGCUGUUGAAGUCUCUGGCUGACGCAAACCUACAGCGCGCUGUGGACUCUCUAAAGGAGAAAUACCCUGAACUUCAUCGAUCGCAAGACACAAAAAAGCAAACAGAGGAAUGCGACUGGCAAGAAAGAGGGGAACUGUCUGGCAAGAGAAAGAGGAAAAGAAAGAGGAGAAAGAAAACAAAGCAAUCUCGAGAGGAGUCGGUUUCAUCUCCCAUGGUCAAGAAUGGCCACGAUGGUAAUUUAAAUGUCACGGAGACGUAUUUCGACAAAGUCGUCGAAGACGUCAGUAACAAGUGGGACCACCUGGCGCGGAAGCUGGAGCUCAGCGAGAACCAGAUAAAAGUGCUCCGAACAUCGGAUCGAUAUCGCGACGAUGACCGCCGGUGCAGGGAAGUGUUAAACGGGUGGUGGAACAAGAAGGGAAGGAAGGCUACUCCACAGGUUCUGAAGCAGGCACUCAUCGACAUUGAUGAAAGAAGGACAGCAGAGAGCUUAGGAGAAGGGGUGCAAAACAUUUGUGCGCCACAAGUUUCAACAGUCAAGCGAAAAAGAAAAAAGCAAGACCAAGAACCGACUGUUGCAAAGAAGUUAAAGAAGUCCAGGACCGAACCUGAUUCCGAAGAUGAAUCGCAACAAACUGAAGAAGAGUACACAGCAAAGGUCUUUAACGCGCUCGUUGACGAUAGUAAGAGUGUUUUCAACGAUGAGGUGCUUGAGGAUCCUGAGAAAUUUUCAAAGGCAGUGAAAGCGUUCAAACGAAAUGCUGAUACACUCCUACGUUUCGGCGUUCGGAAACGUUUUGAGGCGGUAAAGGUGAUCAUCAAACGCAAAAUAAGGGGUGAAGUAAAACGAGUCUAUGUCAAACUUUUUACAGAUGAAGUUAAACGCAACACUGAUCUAUUUGAUAGACUUUCGCGUAGCUUUGACAUUUUCGGUGCCACCCUUAAGAAGAUUGAGGCCGGAUGCGUACUCUGUUAUCUUGAAUUUGAGAAUUCUUCUUGCUACGACACGUUUCUGAGCGCUUACAAAGACGGCCGUUUGUCAGAAACCCUGACACGGGAACUGAUCACAGACGACAUGAUGGCAGCAGAAGGGGGGGAUCUGUACCUACAAGUCAUACUACUGGGAAUGGACGAGCAAUGUCAAGACGACAAAGGACUCCCUGGGAAUCACGUGACUCGCAGUAAAGACAUCGUGACAUCAGAACACGACGAGGACGAUACUGACUCGGAUUCUUCAGUCCACGAAAGCAACGCUUGUUUCAAGAUCUUAGAAAUGAGCGAGAAAAUUUUCCAUACCGCCACUGUUACAGAUCCCAACAAGUUUGACAAAGCGAUUAAGGUGUUCCAAACACAUGCAGAGUUAGUCAUUGGUGAAUCUGGCAGAGAUUCAAAAAAACCGCUCCUUGAUCGACGUGUGAAGUUAAAACUCGCUAAGGCAGUCAAUAAAAAAGUUCAAGAAGUGCAGGAGAUGGCAUUUACAACGCGCAUUUUAAGUGACCUGAAAGUAUACAACAGAAUCGUCAAUUGUUUUGAAAGAUUUUGUGCCACCCUACAGAAAGUAAAGCGCGGCUGUGUUCUCUGCUAUCUCGACUUCGACGACGCGUCCUGCUAUCGGACGUUUUUAGCUGCUUACAGAGACGGACGUUUGUCAGAAACCCUGACCCGGGAACUGAUCACAGACGACAUGAGGGCAGCAGAAGGGGAGGAUCUGUACGUACACGUCACACUGCUGGGAGAGGAUGGGGAAUGUCAGGACGACAGUCUAGCAGAUAAAGAGGAGCCGAGAGGUCCUACAGAGGGACGCCAGGUAGAAAGUACAGCGCCAGACUUGCCAGUCUCCAUCAAACAGGAGCCUUUGUACCAUCAGGGUCGCGUGAAACCAGAAGUGGACACCCUUAGAAUGAAGUUGACGGAAGAAUCCGACCCGAGUGGCACAGCAGGCCGAGGCCUCCCACAUCCUGGUCCAUCUCGGGAACAUUCAGGACAGGGUCCUCCUGAACCAGGCAGCAGUAACUAUGGUGACGAGAUGCCUCCUGGUUACCAUGGUGAUGGCACAGGUGGGCAGCAGGUGUCAGGUGGCGAUGACGUAAUCCAGGUGAAGCAGGAGCCAGCUGAGCAGGUGCUGUCCUGCUGCAUGAUGGGAACGGUGAAAUCAGAGUUGGACACCCAUGGAAUUGAGGUGAAGGAAGAGUCAGAACUAGACAGACAGUUUGCCGCCAUUGCUGACCAUCUGGGUUCCAUGUGGGAGCGGCUGGCUUUAUAUCUCGGCUUCAACACUGACUACAUCCGGGACCUGACAGCCAGACUGCCCCCCUCCCUCCGUCCUCACCAGCUGAUCUGUGAUUGGAUGGAGAGGAACGUUGGUGACGUCAUGCUGGAACAGCUGGUGCAGGCCCUGAGGGAUGCUGGGAUACACGAGGUUGCAGAUGCGGUAGAUUCUGGUCAGCUGUUUGUGACAGAAGCAGAUUACGAGGUGGCAAAAGGGAAGCCAGAUGGAGAAAUGGAUACCGACUGGCCUGGUAGUGGCGAAAGGUUACCAGAAGAUACCGCCAGUGAGUCAUCAGAGUCCAGUCGUAGUCAUGGCGACGUGGAGGGAGGACCCAUAGCUGAGGACGAUAGGAGAACAGUUCUAGAUUCUGAUGAAGCAUAUUCUGGUCAGCUGUUUACAACAGCAGCUGAGGCUACAAAAGAGAAGCAAGAUGAAGACAUGGGCACAGGCAGUCGUGGUGAGGAGAGAUCCAAUGAAAGGUUACCAGAGGACGGCCAGACAUCGGCUUCGGAACCAGAUCGUGACGAUGACAAGGAGGGGAGUGGAAACAUUUCUGCAGGAGACAAGACAUCUUACAAUAGCACAAUCAGCCAGUUGAAGUAUCCAACCGGUGAAGACGCCUUGGCCUGGGAUGGCUGCAUCCAAGUUUUCUUCAAGACUGAUGAAGACACGACAAGGUCCAUCCAGCAGAGCUGGCCAAGUCUUGGUUCAUGUAAAAGGCUGAAAAAAGUAAACCUCAGCUAUAACAAACUGUCUGACAAGGGAGACUUCUUACCUCCCCUCCCCAACUUGGAGGAGAUAGAUCUCAGUCACAAUGACAUUAGUGAUGAGGCAGUGCCUGGUCUUGUUGAAGGUCUUGCUUCAUGCCAAAACCUGGAGAAAAUUGAUCUCAGUUGGAACAGAUUGUCUGUUAGAAAAUAUAUCUUACCCCCUCUUCCUAACCUGAAGGAGAUAGAUCUCAGUCACAAUGUCAUUAGUGACGAGGCCGUGUCUGGUCUGUCUAAAGGUCUCAGUUCAUGUCAGAAACUGAAGAAAGUAGACCUCAGUUGUAACAAGUUGUCGGACAGGGGAGACUUCUUACCUCCUCUCCCCAACUUGGAGGAGAUAGAUCUCAGCAACAAUGCCAUUAGCGAUGAGGCAGUGUCUGGUCUUGCUGAAGGUCUUUGUUUUUCACUUUAUCUCAAGAAGCUUAACCUCAGUCAUAACAAGCUGUCUCACAGAAUAGAGUUCUUACCUACCCUCCCCAACUUGGAGGAGAUAGAUCUCAGUCACAAUGCUAUUAGUGACGAGACAGUACCUGGCCUUGCUAAAGGUCUUAUGUCAUGUCAGUACCUGAAGAAAGUUAACCUUGGUCAUAACAAAAUGUUUGAACGGGGCGACUUCUUACCUCCCCUCCCCAACUUGGAGGAGAUAGAUCUCAGUUACAAUUCCAUUACUGAUGAGGCAGUGCCUGGUCUUGCUGAAGGCCUUGGUUCAUGUCAGAACCUUAAGAAGGUGAACCUUAGUUAUAACAAGUUAUCUGACAGGGGAGACUUCUUACCUCCACUUUCCAAUCUGGAGAAGAUAGAUCUAAGUCAUAACUAUAUUAGUGAUGUUGCAGUGCCUGGUCUUGCUAAAGGUUUUCUUUCAUGUCAGAGUCUGAAGAAGGUCGACCUUAGCUUUAACAAGUUGUCUGACAAGGGAGACUUCUUACUUUCACUCCCCAACCUUAAGGAAAUAGACCUCAGUGGCAAUAACAUUAGUGAUCGGGCAGUACCUGAUCUUGCUGAAGGUCUUGCUUCAUGCCAGAAUCUAGAGAAGUUGAACCUUAGCCAUAACAAGUUGUCUGACAGGGGAGACUUCUUACCUCCCCUCCCCAACUUGGAGGAGAUAGAUCUCAGUCACAAUGCCAUUAGUGAUGAGGCAGUUUCUGGGCUUACUGAAGGCCUUCGGUCCUGUCAGAAUCUGAAGAAGGUGAACCUUGGACAUAAUAAGGUGUCCAACUGGGCAGACGUUUUGUCAGUCCUCUCCAUUAAGAAUGAGAGCAAUCUUGGUCUCAUUAGCAUCGCAUUGGCACGUAAUGAGGAAACGCUUGGCCGCACCAAAGGACUCUGUACGGGUCAAAACAUGAAAAAGAUGAAUCUUAGUUAUAACAAGUUGUCUUACAGGGAAGAUUUCUUACCUCCCCUCGCCAACUUGGAGGAAAUAGAUCUUAGUUGCAAUGCCAUUAGUGAUGAGGCCGUGUCUGGUCUUGCUGAGGGUCUUGGUUCAUGUCAGAACCUAAAGAAGGUGAACCUUAGUCAUAACAAGUUGUCUGACCGGGGUGAUUUCUUACCUCCACUUCCCAAAUUGGAGGAGAUGGAUCUCAGUAACAAUGACAUCAGUGAUGAGGCAGUGCCUGGUCUUACUAAAGUUCUUUGUGCAUGUCAAAAUCUGAAGAAAGUGGACCUUAGUCAUAAUAAGUUGUCUGACAGGGGAGAUUUCUUACCUUCCCUCCCCUACUUGGAGGAGAUAGAUCUCAGUCACAAUGCCAUUAGUGAUAAGGCAGUGCCUGGUCUUGCCAAAGGUUUUGGUUCAUGUCGGAAUCUGAAGAAGGUGGACCUUAGUCAUAACAAGUUGUCUGAAAGAGGAGACUUCUUAUCUCCCCUCGCCCUCGAGGAGAUAGAUCUCAGUCAUAAUUCUAUUAACGACAAGGCAGUGCCUGGUCUUGUUAAAGGUCUUGCUACAUGUCAAGGCUUAAGAACAGUCCAUCUCACCAAUAAUCAGAUCUCUAAUAAGGGAGCAUUGAUGAUGUUGCAACAGGAAAGUCGCAGAAAAAUACAGUUUUAUGUUUUGGGAAACAACGUAAGUCGUGACCUUACAUCUCUCAUCUCAGGCAGACAGGAUACCGACAACGUAGGGAAACUUGACCUCGUAUCUGGAGAAUACGUUUGGAGCGACGUGACUCCACUGUCUAUUACUGCCAUCCAUCUCCUACUGCAGUUCCUCCCACAGCUGCCUAACCUGCAGGAGUUAGCGCUUUGUGUCAGCUGUCAGGGGGAGGAGGAAGCUGAACACAUCAGUCAGCUGUAUGGAGUGCAGCAUCUUUUAAAGAAGCUGAAGCUGAAAGAGUGGUCACUGGACAACAUCAUAAAACUAUUUUCUCAGUUGAUACGGAAAUUGCCUCUUUUAGAAGAGAUAGAUCUUAGUCGCGAUGAUAUCAAUGAUGAGGCGGUGCCUGGUCUUGCUGAAUGUCUUGCGUCUAGUCAGAAUCUUAAGAGAGUCAACCUGAGCGAUAACAAACUGUACGAUGUCGGAAAACUGUUACAAACAUUUAUCAUACUUCCCACCCUGACCCAUGUGAGCAUUGAAUAUAAUUCAAUCAGCGACGAGUCCCUCCCCGCCAUAGCUGCAUGGCUGAAGGUUAGGACAGCUAUGGAUAAAGUCGGCCUGUGUGGUAACUGCUUCAGUGCUGAAGGAGUUAGAGAUUUUGUAAGAACCAUGAAGGGCGAGGCUUAUCAAAAUGGCAGACUCCUGUAUAGGGAUGAUGUACAGGAUGAAGCGCAGCAGUGGAAGAGGUUGAGGAGAGAGACAGGCUGGAUAUGCGUGAAAAUCAGACAACUGACUGUUACGAUUGACCAUAGAGGUUCCAGAUUAAACAAUGCAAAGUAA